AUGGCCCUGCUGAUGGAGCAUCAGUUCAGACAGCUGCCAGCUGACAGACAAGUGGAAACGAGGCCAUUUCUGGAGGCAGUGUCCUAUCUUCCACAUUUCUUUGACUGCCUUGGACCCACUGUUUUUGCACCAAUAAAAGCAGACUUUUCAGGAAAUCUCACAAAAAUCAAGACUGUCUAUGACACCAGUCCAUCACGUUUCAAGACACUGCAGCAACUUUUGGAGGCUGAAAAGGAAAUGCAUGGUUCAGAAUGGCCCAAAGUUGGAGCAACAUUUGCACUCAUGUGGCUUAAAAGGAGUCUACGGUUUAUCCAGGUAUUUCUCCAGAGUCUUGUAAAUGGUGAGAAAGAUGACCUAAAUCCAAACCUCAUUCGGGUUAAUGCAAACAAAGCCUAUGAAAUAGCACUCAGGAGGUAUCAUGGUUGGUUUGUGCAACAACUUUUCAAGGCUGCUGUGUUUGCUGCACCUUAUAAAUCUGACUUUCUAAGGGCUCUGUCGAAAGGCCGAGAUGUCAAAGAAGAGGACUGCUUAGAGAAAAUCCGUAAAUUUCUAAUAAACUUCUCUGCGACUGUGGAUGCAAUAUAUGAGAUGUACGCUAAGAUGAAUGCUGAUGUAGAUUCCACAGCAUGA
Messenger RNA from Boleophthalmus pectinirostris (great blue-spotted mudskipper), 630 nucleotides. It is a transcript of the gene gltpa, whose product is annotated as glycolipid transfer protein a. The record is from RefSeq and is a predicted model, not a curated record. Gene Ontology annotation, molecular function: ceramide 1-phosphate transfer activity; ceramide 1-phosphate binding. Lineage: Eukaryota; Metazoa; Chordata; Actinopteri; Gobiiformes; Gobiidae. Gene Ontology annotation, biological process: intermembrane lipid transfer; ceramide transport. The transcript has 5 exons. Gene Ontology annotation, cellular component: cytosol; membrane; cytoplasm. Bases 1 to 630 code for a protein of 209 amino acids.